Nicotiana tabacum (common tobacco) is the source of this 552-nucleotide messenger RNA. Lineage: Eukaryota; Viridiplantae; Streptophyta; Magnoliopsida; Solanales; Solanaceae. The record is from RefSeq and is a predicted model, not a curated record.
AGUGAGACUAGGGUUUUAGCAUAUUUAUACAGCUUUGUCCUCUCCUCUCCUUUCCCCCUCUUAUCUAUAACUCGCCGUCGUCUCCUCCUCGGCACUACUUGAAACCCAAAAGAUGCCAAAGCAAAUCCACGAGAUCAAGGAUUUCCUUCUCACCGCCAGAAGGAAGGAUGCACGAACUGUUAAGAUCAAGAAGAACAAGGAUAUGGUCAAGUUCAAGGUUCGUUGCUCCAAGUACCUUUACACACUGUGUGUGUCGGACUUUGAGAAAGCUGACAAGUUGAAGCAAUCACUUCCUCCAGGUUUGAGCGUGCAAGACCUGUGAAGAAGGAUUUAUGCUUUUCAUAGAGUUAUUAGGGAAUGAAGAAUUUGAAAGAACUCAAAUAUUUCCUUUGAAUAUCUUGCCCUCAGGCAUGUCUGAAGUUUUAUUUAAGCUUUUAGAUAUUGAUUGUUGCAUUACUUUUUACUCAUAAUUGACAGUAAUGUGAGUGAGCCUCAAUGGUGCCGAAUGAAUUUUGUUGUUAGAUGCCAAAGUUAAUGUUUUAUUUUGCCUCA